AUGGCAGCCCAGAAUGGAAACACUAGUUUUGCGCCCAGCUUCAAUCCAGCUCAAGACCAUACCUCCCCCCUCCCCUUCAACUUUAGCUACGGUGACUACGACCUCCCUCUGGACGAGGAUGAGGACAUGACCAAGACCCGGACCUUCUUCGCUGCCAAGAUCGUCAUCGGUGUGGCACUGGCAGGCAUCAUGCUGGUCUGUGGCGUUGGCAACUUUGUCUUUAUUGCUGCCCUCGCCCGCUAUAAGAAGCUACGCAACCUCACCAACCUGCUCAUCGCCAACCUGGCCAUCUCCGACUUCCUGGUGGCCAUCAUCUGCUGCCCCUUCGAGAUGGACUACUACGUGGUGCGCCAGCUCUCCUGGGAGCACGGCCACGUGCUCUGUGCCUCUGUCAACUACCUGCGGACCGUCUCACUCUACGUCUCCACCAAUGCCCUGCUGGCCAUCGCUAUCGACAGAUAUCUCGCCAUCGUUCACCCCUUAAAACCACGGAUGAACUGUCAAACGGCCUCCUACCUGAUCGCUUUGGUCUGGGUGGUGUCCAUCCUCAUCGCCAUCCCGUCGGCCUACUUCACCACGGAGACGGUCCUGUUCAUCGUCAAAAACCAGGAGAAGAUCUUCUGCGGCCAGAUCUGGCCGGUGGACCAGCAGCUCUACUACAAGUCCUACUUCCUGUUCAUCUUUGGCGUGGAGUUCGUGGGCCCCGUGGUGACCAUGACCCUGUGUUACGCCAGGGUCUCCCGCGAGCUCUGGUUCAAGGCGGUGCCGGGCUUCCAGACGGAGCAGAUCCGGAAGCGGCUGCGCUGCCGCAGGAAGACCGUGCUGGUGCUCAUGUGCAUCCUCACGGCCUACGUGCUGUGCUGGGCGCCCUUCUACGGCUUCACCAUCGUGCGCGACUUCUUCCCCGCCGUGUUCGUCAAGGAGAAGCACUACCUCACGGCCUUCUACGUGGUCGAGUGCAUCGCCAUGAGCAACAGCAUGAUCAACACCGUGUGCUUCGUGACGGUCAAGAACAACACCAUGAAGUACUUCAAGAGGAUGAUGCAGCUCCACUGGCGGCCCGCGCACCACGGGAGCAAGUCCAGCGCCGACCUGGACCUCAAAACCAGCGGCACGCCGGCCACGGAAGAGGUGGACUGUAUCAGGCUGAAGUAA
Neomonachus schauinslandi (Hawaiian monk seal) is the source of this 1155-nucleotide messenger RNA. It is a transcript of the gene PROKR2, whose product is annotated as prokineticin receptor 2. The transcript has 2 exons. Lineage: Eukaryota; Metazoa; Chordata; Mammalia; Carnivora; Phocidae. Gene Ontology annotation, cellular component: membrane. The record is from RefSeq and is a predicted model, not a curated record. The coding region runs from base 1 to 1155 and encodes 384 amino acids. Gene Ontology annotation, molecular function: neuropeptide Y receptor activity. Gene Ontology annotation, biological process: neuropeptide signaling pathway.